Leptopilina heterotoma is the source of this 2872-nucleotide messenger RNA. RefSeq names its product solute carrier family 12 member 8. The record is from RefSeq and is a predicted model, not a curated record. The transcript is spliced from 11 exons. Gene Ontology annotation, cellular component: membrane. Gene Ontology annotation, biological process: potassium ion homeostasis; potassium ion import across plasma membrane; chloride ion homeostasis. NCBI's taxonomy places the organism in Eukaryota, Metazoa, Arthropoda, Insecta, Hymenoptera, Figitidae. Bases 194 to 2194 code for a protein of 666 amino acids. Gene Ontology annotation, molecular function: potassium:chloride symporter activity.
UACAUGUUUUGACUUUGGUAGUGACGAUCCUAGAUGACGUUUUUAAAAAUGGCCGCCUCAAGUGAUUUUUGACAUUUAACAGGAAGUAAUAAUAUUUACAUUGUGAUAAAAUUAUUAAAGCUCCACAUAAAGACGAUGCUUUUGAUGAUUUAAUUUUAAGAAACUUUCUAAACUAGAUAUAAAAAGAGUCAAGAUGCGUUCGAGAGAUGAUGAAAACGUAAUAUUUAGUAACAAUUCUAGUAAUAGUAAUCAAGUCGAUUGGUCGAGAUAUGGUUUGCGAGAAACAGAAAAUCGUAGUGAACAAUCACAAAACAGAAGUUACGAUGAAUUUGGCCCUGAAAUGUAUCAAACGGGAACAAAUGAACUUUUUGCUCAGGAAUAUAAUGCCGAUCCAUGGUGGAAGUCAAAUUUUUUUAUAUCCCAGCCAGUUUUAUUUGGUACUUGGGAUGGAGUUUUUACUUCCUGUUUAAUUAACAUUUUUGGAGUAAUUGUUUUCUUAAGAUCAGGAUGGAUAGUGGGAGAAGCAGGAGCUUUACAUGCAGUUUUAAUAAUUUUAGCAACAGUUUGUGUCGCAUUGGUGACAGUGCUGUCAGCAGUAGGAAUUUGUGAAAGAUGCCGAGUCGAAAGCGGUGGAGUUUAUUUUUUACUAUCUCAUGUUCUUGGGUCGAGAUUUGGUGGUUCUAUUGGAUUAUUAUACUGCUUUGGACAGGCGGUUGGUUGUGCUCUCAACGCUUUGGGUUUUGGAGAAACUAUGGCCGUAUUUUUCGGUCAUCAAAUACCCUGGGCAGAACAAAUAUGCGCUUGUGCUGCGGUACUUUUACUUUCGGUGAUAAAUGUCGCUGGAGUAAAAUGGGUCGUGAAACUUCAAUUUAUUCUUUUGCUUAUUCUUCUUUUGGCUGGUGCCGAUUUUAUGGUUGGCUCAUUCACUCACGAAAAUCCUGAGUCUGGAUUCGAAGGAUGGCUAUCGGGAAAUUUGAGAAAAAAUAUUUUCCCAUCCUACGACAAAGGAAACGGAUGGUUUACAAGUUUUGGUGUAUUUUUCCCAACUGUUACUGGCGUUUUGGCUGGAAUUAACAUGAGUGGCGAUUUACGACAACCAUCAACUAAUAUUCCGAAUGGAACAUUGGCAGCUCUAGGAACAGGAACGUUUCUUUACUUGAUUUUCUCACUCUUUCUUGCAACAACUUGCACGAGGGAAAUUUUGAAAAAUAAUUUCAUGAUAGCCUCGACAGUGUCAGCCUUUCCGGUCUUGCUCCUCGCGGGGCUUUACGUCUCUUCGUUUAGUAGCUGUUUGGGAGCAAUGUAUGGUACACCAAGAGUUCUUCAAUCAAUUGCUGGACAAAAUGUUAUACCUGGCAUCAGUUGCUUACAAAAAGGCAAAGGACCAAAUAAAGUACCAAUCUAUGCAAUGAUGGUGGUGGCUACUAUCACACUGGCUUUUAUUAUUAAAGGACAAAUUAAUACACUAGCUGUGAUAGUUACAAUGCCAUUUUUGUUGACCUACGCUUGCAUGGACUAUGCUUACUUUGCAUUAGCUCAAACAUUUGACUUACGACACUCGCGAGAACAAAGAUUCUCGUCUCAAACUCCAACUUUUGACAGAAAUUACGGCGCUGCCGAGAGAAAUGAAGGUGUAGAGACUGAAAAUGAUUUAGACGUUUUAUUCCCCGAAAGAAUUCGACAUAAAACUAUUGCUACAAAUCCAAAUUUCUCAGAUAAUGUAAAUGUCGAGUCGUCGCCAAGUUUAGAUGAAAAUAGCAGUGUAGCUGAUACGAUGGCGAGGAGAGUACAUAUUCACGGAAAAUUAGGAAACUGGUACAGUCCUUUUUGCAAUCGUUGGUUUUCCCUCCUCGGCGCGCUCGUGAAACUUUUGAUAAUGUUCUUGGUCAACUGGGUGUACGCAUUAGUGAAUAUUAUUGUUGUUUUCCUCGUUUGGAGUUAUAUAGGACACGCAAAUCCUGCUGUGAAACCUGGAGUUUCCGCUGAAUUUAAACUCUUUAAAUGGUUAAAAAAUUCAAUUCUCAAAUUAAUGGGGAGAAAAGUUUACGAUUACGAACAAAUAGUUGUAACGUCCGUUCAUCCUGGAGUUGAAACAUCUUCCGCACAAUUAAAUGAAGAGAAUGAAGAUUUCUCCGAGAGAAGAAGAUAUCAUCAAACUUCAACAGUCACUGGACAAUAUGUUUACAUUGAUUGAUAGUCUAAACCAAAAAAUUGAGCAUACUUAAAUUAGUAUUGCUGAUUCAAAUUUUAAUUAAUUUUACUUUCUCGUAAAGUAUUAUUUUCUAUUUAAUGAAAUUAUAAAUAAUGGCAUAGUUUUCGCACAAUUUAAAAAGAAUUUUAAUUAAUUCCAUGUUAAUAUUAAUUUGCUUAUUUUAAUAGAGGCUAUUUGAAUUAAAAAUUAUAUUUGAUUUAUUAGUGUUUUAGAUUUUUUUAUUCUACGAUGCUCUAGUACUUGAAAUUGGAAUGAUUUAUUCUUUUACAAGACAUUCCAGAAAGUUUUAUUUUUUAAAAAUGACUUUUAAUAUGAAAAUUAAUGUUAAAGACACUUUGUGAAUUUUAUAGCAGCUAUAUAAUUAUACUAUUUUAUUGAAAAUUUUAAAGCACAUUCUGCAAGAUUUACUUGGACUGAAAAUAUUCUUUGAUUGUCAAAGAUAAAAUUUGUGAGAUUAAAUUUUGUAAGAUUUUUAAUGAAAAAAAGCAAAGGAAUUCUUGCUAGACUGCUGACGAACAAAGAGUUCUUAAUUAUUAAACUCUUCACCUAUGUUCGUCACUUCAGAUACUCUGUACAUAAAUAAUUUAUAUAUUUAUAUAAAUAUAUUGUAGCUUUUUAGGUUUUUAUAAAUGUCCUAACCAAUUAUAAUUAAUUGUGAAA